Messenger RNA from Aspergillus brunneoviolaceus CBS 621.78, 555 nucleotides. RefSeq lists its product as uncharacterized. The record is from RefSeq and is a predicted model, not a curated record. The transcript has 4 exons. The annotation marks the transcript as partial. NCBI's taxonomy places the organism in Eukaryota, Fungi, Ascomycota, Eurotiomycetes, Eurotiales, Aspergillaceae.
GACGCAGAUUUCCUGAGCCCACCAGGCCUCCUGGUCGACGAUGACUUCUGCUUAAAGCUGGCCACAUUUCGCACGCUGGCCGAAGUCAUCCAGGCGACGGAGAGCCUACCAAGUGACGAUGAUUCCCUUCAGCAGUACGCUGGCUUCUCGGACAAUGGCUAUCAGAUUGUCCGACAAGUCGCCGCCAAUCUUUAUGGACAAUACGAGUACACAGGCUACGUGUGUGACAGCGCCCUGGCUCUUUGCUCCACCGCAUCUGAUGAUUAUGACAAAAUCUUCACCGACUUCGAAGCCAUGCGGCAGGACCCCACCAACGACGACCUCCGCGACCACGUCCAGCAGGAGGUGUCCGACCGGCUCAACGUCGUACAGAUUCUCUGCGACCAGACCAACAGCUGGAGCGCCAAUCUGAAUACCUACACCCAGCAGGCGGCCGACUGCCAGACUGCCGUGCAGCAGCUAGCUCUGCCAUUCCAGGGCUCCACGCUGCAGGACCAACUGACAGCCGAGGAUAUUGUUUUCCGCAACUUGUUUUCCGCGACCAGAAGGCAAUGA